This is a messenger RNA of Symbiodinium necroappetens, 843 nucleotides long. Lineage: Eukaryota; Dinophyceae; Suessiales; Symbiodiniaceae. The record is from the annotation of a GenBank genome assembly.
AUGGCUACAGAGCCCAAUGUGGGAGAAGCUCCCCUGCACUCGCUCGUGGAAGUGCAGGAGGACACUCGACAACGAAUCUGCGGUGGACGUGUGCUGCUGCGCAUCCGGCUGGCGCCCGACGAGGUCGCCUCUCUUUCAGAGCCGGAUCCCCUCUUCAGCCUGGUUCCUCGGACGGCCUAUCUGCCCUUCCUCUUUCAUGAUGUGCUGGAGCACUUCAAGAAGUCGGCGAUCGCCCGGAUGGGACAGCCCUAUGAGCUCUGGUUCGACUUUAAUCACACGGCACUGAAAUGGCAUUUUCCAGUGGGGGUUCUGUGUGACGCCUUGGUUGGCGUUGAGGUCCCAGUACCCUUAGAUCUUACCGUCCACUUCCGUGGCAACUCGGUGAUGUCCGACCUGCUGCCCUUCAGUGGCAUGGCCGAUCUCCAGAGGUCUGUAAUGAAUGCCUUCAAGCAGGCAAUCUUCCUGGAAGUUGGCUCCGCAUCGCGCUUCAUGCGCCUGGAGAAGAAAGAACACAUGAUGCUCUGGGACGCAAUCCUUCAGAGUGACAUCAAGAGCUUCUCCCAAGUGGAGGAGAAGCUAAUGUGCAGCACUUUGGCAGAGUGCAAAAGUCUGGCUGUGCGUCUGCAUAUCUGGGCGCCUGCACACGACGGCGAGGUGCUGCUGCACAAGGCACCAGCCCUCCGUGAGUCGGGUGCGGCCUUCACAUUGAGCGACUUCCUGGCUAUGGCGAUGCCGCCACUGCUCAGCGCGGCCGGGGAUGUCCUGGCAGAGGGCGUGGAGGUGCUGACACAGGGCCUGAUUCUUGAGCUGCAUUGGCUUCGUCGGAUCUCUCUUGGGACUUAG